Molecule: messenger RNA, 576 nt
Organism: Aspergillus steynii IBT 23096
Lineage: Eukaryota; Fungi; Ascomycota; Eurotiomycetes; Eurotiales; Aspergillaceae
Product: DUF967 domain protein
Exons: 2
Coding region: 1-576 (191 amino acids)
Biological process (GO): post-translational protein targeting to endoplasmic reticulum membrane
Cellular component (GO): TRC complex
Source: RefSeq, a predicted model, not a curated record
AUGGAAGAUACUCCCCUCCAGCCAGCCAGCACAGAUCCCCGCGACCUCGCGGCCCAAGAAUCCUCCGCCUCGGUCCUCUUCCCAGGCUUCACAUCCACCACAGCCUGGAGCCUGGGCCUGGCCCUGCGCAGCCGAAUCCUCUCCCUGCCGCCCUCGCAACGAAAACCCGCGCUGAUCUCAAUCGCCCUGACGGGCGGCUCGGAGCCCCACGUCGUGUUCCAAUGCGCCACGGAGCCCGGCACCCUCCCGGACAACGAGGUGUGGGUGCGACGGAAGCGAAACACCGUGCUGCGCUGGGGCGUGUCGAGCUGGUUGAUGCGCGUGAAGAUGCUGACCAGUACGGGGCUCGGGGCGGGGGAGGUGGAGGGCGCGUUUGUGCGGAAACAUGCGCUGACGAGUACCGGGGGGGGAGGGGCGGCGGAUGAUUUUGCGAUUCAUGGGGGUGGGUUUCCGGUGAGGGUGAAGGGGGUGGAUGGGGUGGUUGGAGUGGUGGUGGUCAGUGGGUUGAAGCAGGAGGAUGAUCAUCAGGUGGUGGUGGAGGUGAUUCAGGAGUUUAUUGCGCAGGGAGGGGUUUAG